UAAUUCAUUGAGUACGUAGCUAUAAGCGCAUUGCAGCACUUUGGUGCCCGCAGUCAAGACAAACCUGGCGUUAUGGAGAAGUGUGUGAUUUGUCUGCUGCUUCUGACAAGUCUGUUAUUGGGUAAUGGUGGUUUUUGUGAGGCCCAGGAAAAUGACGGGUCUGCAUUUCAAUGUAAUGAUUACAAGAACCACCCGUGUACCCGUCCAUGCUUGGAGGGCGCCCUCCCCAAACUCUGUCGCUACUACUUCCUGCUGGAGCACUACACAACAAUGUCUACAGCCUGCUACGACUGCCCUAGCAACAGCAGCCAUUGUUUCCUGCCGCAGUGCGUCCUUGGCAGCGGGGGAAACCACUCUGUCCUAACCGUCAACCGCAUGUUGCCAGGGCCGACCAUAAAUGUCUGUCAGAAUGACGUCAUCGAGGUGACAGUGGACAACCGACUGGAGGUCGGGGAAGGUGUGAGCAUACAUUGGCACGGCCAGCGACAGCGCGGUACACCACACAUGGACGGCACAGCCCUGGUCACCCAAUGUCCACUGCACUCUGGGGCCAAAAUGACUUACAGGUUCAAGGCCACGGAAGAAGGCACUCACUUCUGGCACUCACACUCCAAUCUUCAGAGGUCACAAGGUAUAUUCGGUGGGCUCAUCGUCCGGACGCCUCCAACCUUGAACCCUCACGUCAACUUAUACGACCUUGACCUUCCAGAACACGUAAUCAUGCUUAAGGACUGGGUCCGUAGGUCUGUGGACGAGACGUUUGCCAUGAACUAUCGCUCGGGUGUCUUGCAGUUAGGGGAUGCCAUACUCGUCAAUGGUUUGGGCCACGAGAAAGGGUUCUCAACUGAUCUUCCUUACCCGAGUUUCAAGGUCAUGCCAGGUCUUAGAUAUCGCUUCCGGGUCAUAGUAAAUGGACUCUUGGAUUGUCCACUGCAGGUCAGACCCAACAGGUCAACCCGCGCUUCGAGUUCCCUCCCUUGCCCGGAGAGAACACGUCACGACGUCGCACCACGGUGUUUAACCAACAGCUGAACUAUAUCACGUCCCACCUGCCCCCCUCCCCGCCUCUCUCACAGCUACAGGAUAUCCCAGAGAGUGAGUUCUGUAACAACGAAACCCUGAGGGCAGUAGACUGUUCUGUCGACUUCUGCACGUGCAUACAUCGCCUGCAGGUGGCCCUAGGGGACCUUGUUGAGAUGGUGCUCAUCAACUACAGCUUUCUGAGCGCGAGUCACCCAAUGCAUCUUCACGGACAUCGGUUUCGCGUCAUGGGCAUAUACCAGUUUGACAGAGAGUUGACAGUGGAUGAAGUGAGGCAGAUGGACGCCAUGGGGGAAUUCCCACGACGUCAUAGCAGGGCCCCACUCAAGGACACACUGGUCGUCCACGCCCGCUCUGUGGUCAUCAUACGUUUCCGGGCCGACAACCCAGGCUUCUGGCUCAUGCACUGCCACAUCGAGUUUCACACCGAGACCGGUAUGACCUUACUCCUGCAAACAGGAAGUCCCGAAGACCUACCCAAACCACCAAGGGGGUUCCCCAGAUGCGGGGACUGGGCGCCACCUGACCUGACACAGGAUGAGCUUAAAGCUCUGGACAUCCCGGAUUACCCUGGGUCUAAAGUGAAACAAACAAACCACGAUGAGUUUUUCAAAGAAGAAAAGACCUCUCACGCCAGCAAGUUUCCCAAGGAUAACAUUUCAUCAAAACGUAAUUACAAAUCGCCUCACAACUCUGCCCAAGGCGCAGAAAUAGACGAAGUAAUAAGAUCUAGAAAGAAUGAGGAUAAAGAAAGACGUUUAGGACUGGCUGUUGGUGUGCCAGUGGGGGUCACGUGUAUCUGUGCCCUGGUUGCUCUAGUUUUGGUAGCUAGGAGAAGACUGGACAGGAAACAUAUGUACCUGAAACUGUCUACAGAAAACAUCGGCCAGUCUAAAAGUUUACCGAAAUAACGUUUUUGGGAAACUGGAUGCUGUGAACAAACAGUCUUUUACAGUAGAACCUGUUCUAGCGCCCAACUGUCCAAAUCUACCACCUGUACAAACGGCCACCUCCCACUUCCCUUCUUGUAUUAUUUUUCUAUUAUCACAACAUGUCACUUCUCACGUCUCUUCUCACCAUUUCCAUCAGAACCCCGAUUCUUGGACAAGGAGCUAGGAGAAAACAGGUUUUCCCGAAAAGACGCAAACUCGCAACACGACUGCCAAUAGCGAAUCUGGCUGAAACAUUAACUCUGGAGUGAAACAAACCACGCGUAGUUUUAGGAGGGCAAAAAGGCCUCUCAAACCAACAAGUUUACGUAGGAAAACGUUGACAACAUUUCAUGAAGACAUAAUUACAAAAUCGAUUUAAAAAACAUGCCACGUUGAUCAGUUUUCUUCUGACAAGCUCGACAACGUUACUGGAUUUUUUGAUAACCUUGUGGCACUUCUCUUGGUCGAUUCUUUAGACUUCCUGUUCAACAUUGAAUUCAAACUGUUCGAUUGCGUGUGGGUUGUUUUUGCAGUCUCCAUCAGCCAAAAGUUCUACUGAAAAUAUUCAAGAGAGUUGAAGUCGAAGGAAUGUGCUGGCAAUUUAUUUUUAAGCUUUCGGUUUAUAAGUUGUUUCCCAAACCAUUCUUGCAACCAUGGAAGGGUCAGUCUUGACGUGUGGGGUGUGGCUCCAUCCUACUGGAAUCAUGCCUCCUCAACAGCAUAACAACUCUUUCACCUCCCCAAACUUUUCUCAAAAUUUCUCAUUGAAAUAUCGAUCUGAAAUUCCUUAAACUCAAUAUUAUUUCUCGAACAAGUGGCUGAUUUUCUUCACAUUAAUAAACUUAACAUUCCCACUGUUGAAUUUUUAUUUGUUAGAAGUUCUGUUGAAAGUGUUUGAAAUAAUAUGACCGAGCUAUUUAUUAUUACUCUGUAAAUGUCUUUUUUUAGAAUCCCGGUAUGUCGUUAAAUAAAAAAAGCCUUCCCCGUCGCUGUUAUCGUUUCUCUACAUUGGCAAACAGA
Messenger RNA from Aplysia californica (California sea hare), 2993 nucleotides. RefSeq names its product laccase. Gene Ontology annotation, biological process: iron ion transport. Lineage: Eukaryota; Metazoa; Mollusca; Gastropoda; Aplysiida; Aplysiidae. The record is from RefSeq and is a predicted model, not a curated record. Gene Ontology annotation, cellular component: plasma membrane. Gene Ontology annotation, molecular function: oxidoreductase activity; copper ion binding.